UGCCGGCUAUAUUCAGUGCAGGAAUAAAAAACACCUCCUUGGUUGCUCUACACUGCUUGCACUACCUCCAGAUCUAGUGCAACCAGUUCAGUGAACUCGUGCACUAAGUUUUCCUGCACUGGAAUAACGAACGGUAUCGGCUACAUCAGUUCUGGAAUAACGAACACUUUAGUGUACACUUUUUGAACUAGUGCAGCCAGUGCAGGAAUAAAAAACAAACCUCUUAUGUCAUUAACAUCUUGUUCGUGAUGUGAAAUAUAUAAAGUACUUUUUAAAAAUUUUAUUUUUAAUUAUAUACAGAAGUAAAUUGUAUUUUAUAUCAAGAUGUCACAGAAAAAAAGAGUACUUAUGAUAUGUUUAGGCAAUAUUUGUCGUUCACCGAUAGCAGAAGCUGUAUUUGAAAAUGAAAUGAGUAAAAGAGGUUUGAAGAAUCAAUGGGAAGUAGAAAGUGCUGCUAUAAUGGGAUAUCAUACGGGUAAAGUGCCAGAUCAUAGAGCUUUGAGUACGCUGAAGAAAAAUGGGAUCACUAGAUACUCUCACAGAGCACGCCAAAUUACACAAGAUGAUUUUGAUAAGUUUGAUUGGAUAUUUGGCAUGGACAAUGCUAACAUUCAAGAUUUAAAUAAUCUAAAGCCAAAAGAAUGUCGGGCAAAAGUGGAACUUUUAGGAAGUUAUGAUCCAAAUGGAGAAAUCAUAAUACGAGAUCCAUAUUUUGAUGGCGGUAGUGCAGGAUUUCAAAAGGCUUAUGAACAAUGCCUGAGAAGUGUAACAGCAUUUUUGAACAAACAUGCAAAUUAAUGUGAAGAGUAAUCUAAAUAUUAAUUUAAAUACAAUUUUAGGAAAAUACAUUUUAAUGUAAACUAAUGAAAUUUUAUAUUAUAAUUUUUCGUAAUUUGUGACUGCU
Molecule: messenger RNA, 904 nt
Organism: Camponotus floridanus (Florida carpenter ant)
Lineage: Eukaryota; Metazoa; Arthropoda; Insecta; Hymenoptera; Formicidae
Product: low molecular weight phosphotyrosine protein phosphatase
Exons: 4
Coding region: 325-798 (157 amino acids)
Biological process (GO): protein dephosphorylation
Cellular component (GO): cytoplasm
Molecular function (GO): non-membrane spanning protein tyrosine phosphatase activity; acid phosphatase activity
Source: RefSeq, a predicted model, not a curated record